AUGCCUGCGUACACAACCAACAUGAGGUUAAAGUUCCCCAUUGUGGCCUUGGUUUUGGAGAUUAUCACCAUAAUCCUGUUUGCAGUGUUUGUGGAGUAUGAUGAUGGGAAACAUCAUGGACACAACGAGCAUGACAAACACUUCAAUGAGACUCACCAUGAAAAGGCAUCGAUGGACCUCUACCCUAUGUUUCAGGAUGUCCACGUUAUGAUCUUCAUCGGCUUCGGGUUCCUGAUGACCUUCCUGAAGAGAUACGGGUUCAGCAGCGUGGGCUUCAACUUACUCCUGGCUGCCUUCGGCCUGCAGUGGGGCCUCUUCAUGCAGGGCAUCUGGCACAUGGAUAAUGGCAAGAUCAAAGUCAACAUCUUCAAAAUGAUCAACGCAGACUUCAGCACAGCUACGGUCCUGAUCUCCUUUGGAGCUGUUCUGGGUAAAACCAGCCCUGUUCAGCUCCUCAUCAUGACCGUACUGGAGAUCACCAUCUUCUCCAUCAAUGAACAUAUUGUGGCCGAACUGCUCAGAGUAAGCUAUGAUGUUGGAGCAUCCAUAAUCAUCCAUGCUUUUGGAGCCUACUUUGGCCUGGCAGUGGCUCGAGUGCUUUACCGACCAGGUUUAAGAAAUGGACAUGAGAAUGACGGAUCUGUUUAUCACUCUGAUCUGUUUGCUAUGAUUGGAACCGUCUUCCUGUGGAUGUUCUGGCCCAGUUUUAACUCGGCCAUCGCUGACCCGGGCUUCACUCAGCUCACAGCAGUGAUCAAUACCUACUUCUCCCUGGCUGCCUGUGUGCUCUCUGCCUAUGGCAUCUCCAGCCUCGUGGAGCACAAAGGAAAACUGGAUAUGGUGCACAUUCAGAAUGCCACUUUGGCUGGUGGGGUUGCCGUGGGAACAUGUGCUGACAUGAACAUUGGGGCAUUUGGGGCAAUGCUGAUUGGAUUAGUGGCUGGCAUCAUCUCUUCCCAGGGCUUCAAGCACCUAAGUCCCAUCCUGGCAUCCCACCUGGGCAUCCAAGAUACCUGUGGUGUCCACAAUCUGUACGGCAUGCCUGGCAUCCUGGGUGGGUUGGCUGGUAUUGUUGCAGUUGCUCUAGGGAAAAAAAGAGGGGUAUGGGCCAUUUUUCUCAACACAAAAUGUGAUGCUGCCAUGCAAGCUGCUGCCUUGGCUUCUUCCCUUGGGUUCGCUUUGGUUGGAGGUGCUGUUACAGGUUUAAUAAUGAAGUUGCCGAUCUGGGGACAGCCUCCAGACAAGAACUGCUUCAAUGACUCUAUUUACUGGGAGGUUCCUGGUGAGGAGAAUGAGAGCUUGGCUCACAGCGAUCACUCAAAGAACAAAGCAGAGGCUUAAAUAUCUGCCCACUGACCUAGAAAUUAAGUGACAGAUAAUUUAUCUGUUACACCAUGACAGUACAUGUAGAUACUGUAGAAAUGGGUCACAUCAUAGCUUCACUGCUGAAACACACCUACUUCCAUAAGCUUUUUCUUCAUUUCAUCUGUGUAUUAUAAAAGGCAUAUUAAAAUAUUAAUAUAGUAUAUGUUGAUCUGCUGCUUCAUGUCACCUCACUGGAGCCCAGUACUUCUGCAAGGAGUCAGUCAGACUGUGUGAAACCAGCAGUGAGGCUCUGACAUGAGCAGGGAUAGUCGCAGGAAAUGUUUUAA
This is a messenger RNA of Micropterus dolomieu (smallmouth bass), 1652 nucleotides long. RefSeq names its product ammonium transporter Rh type A-like. Gene Ontology annotation, cellular component: plasma membrane. The transcript is spliced from 10 exons. NCBI's taxonomy places the organism in Eukaryota, Metazoa, Chordata, Actinopteri, Centrarchiformes, Centrarchidae. Gene Ontology annotation, molecular function: ammonium channel activity. Gene Ontology annotation, biological process: ammonium transmembrane transport; ammonium homeostasis. The record is from RefSeq and is a predicted model, not a curated record. Bases 1 to 1341 code for a protein of 446 amino acids.